AUGACUGCUCCAUCCUUUGACGAAGUGUUAGAUAAACUCAAAUCCUUCUUGGAGAUUCCUGAAGAUCAACAACCCAAGGAAUGUCCCUUCAACGCUGAAGAGAAGAAAGUCUUUAUUCAAAAUCAUAGUUCCAUGGUCCAACAAUGUCCAGCCUUCCAUGAUCAUGGUUGUCCUUUCUCUAAAAUUCAUUCCGUGAGAGCUUUUAAAGAGAAGUUGAGUCAUAUCCCACAAUUGGAACAACGAUGUCCUGCCAUGGCUGGUCAGACUCAUACUCAUGAUGUCGUUGCACAGAUUAUGAAGGAUUAA
Naegleria lovaniensis is the source of this 306-nucleotide messenger RNA. RefSeq lists its product as uncharacterized. NCBI's taxonomy places the organism in Eukaryota, Heterolobosea, Eutetramitea, Acrasida, Naegleriidae. The record is from RefSeq and is a predicted model, not a curated record. The transcript has a single exon. Bases 1 to 306 code for a protein of 101 amino acids.